CCGCGCCUGCGCAGGCCGCCCCACCAUGGCGGCCGCCUGAGGGCCGUGGUGAGAGGCUCGGGUGUGACUUCGGGCUGCGGCCGGCAGCGGUAUUCCAUUGGCUCUGUGCACCACAGCUUCUCUGUCCGUUCAUCUGUCGCUGGCCAUCUAGGUUGCUUCCCUGCUCUAGCUACUGUGCUGCUGUCCAUGGUCACUGUGGAGCCCGGGCCCAUGGUCACCGGCUCCCGCACUGGCCAUGGACGAGAUCACCUUCAGAAGCGACACCGUGCUGUCAGACGUCCACCUGUACACCCCGAACCAGAGGCACCUCAUGGUGCGGCUGAACGGCAUGGGGCAGCCUGUCUUCCUGUCCCAGUUCAAGCUUCUGUGGGACCGAGACUCUCAGACUGACUCAGGGGCCAAGGGUGGUGACCACACAGAGGGGACCCCUCCCGCUGGCGCCGUCUGCAGCCGCACGGGGGCCUCCCUCCAGGCGGGGGCCGGCACCAUCACCCCAGAGGGGUUGGAGGCUCAGCUGGACGAGGAUGGGGACUUGGACGUCGUGAGAAGACCCCGGGCUGCCUCCGCCUCCGAGCCACCGGGGCCUCCGAGAGACAAGGUACAUCCCACGAUUCUAACACAGGAGGAAGACGACGUCCUGGGAGACGAAGCCCCGGAGAGCAGCCCCUACAAUGUCAUCAAAAUAGUUCUGUGCUCCAUCCCGACCCCAGCAACCGACACUAGAUUGCGUUCUGUGUUUGAGCAUACUUCGAGUGGAGUGUGGGAGCACACCAUGGCCACCCCCCUGGAGGAUGUUGGCAAGCAGGUAUGGCGGGGUGCCCUGCUCCUGGCAGACUACAUCCUGUUCCAGCGAGACCUCUUUCAGGGUCGCACCGUGUUGGAGCUUGGGGCGGGCACCGGGCUGGCCAGCAUCAUCGCAGCCACCGUGGCGCAGACCGUGUACUGUACAGAUGUCGGUGCAGACCUCUUGGCCAUGUGCCAGCGAAACAUCGCCCUCAACAGCCACCUGCUCGCCUCUGGAGGCGGUAUGGUUAAGGUCAAGGAGCUGGACUGGCUGAGAGACGACCUCUGCACGGACCCCGAGGUCCCCUUCAGCUGGUCCAAGGAGGACAUCUCCCACCUGUACGGCCACACCACCAUCCUGCUGGCGGCCGAAGUGUUUUACGACGACGACCUAACUGAUGCUGUGUUUAAAACCCUUUCCCGACUGGCCCAUAAGCUCAAGAAUGCCUGCACCGCCAUCCUCUCAGUGGAGAAGAGGCUGAACUUCACGCUGAGGCACCUGGACGUCACGUGCGAGGCCUACGACCACUUCCGCGCGUGGCUGCAGCGGCUGGAGGGGCUGGCCGGCGGGCGCCUGCGCUUCGCGGUGGAGCCGGUGGAUGCCACGUUCCCGCAGCUCCUGGUGUACGAGCGCAUCCAGCAGCUGGAACUCUGGAAGAUCUUUGUGGAACCAGUAACGGACCCCACCGUGUCUGUAGACACAGCUUCUCAACCAUUCUCAUGACAUUUCUAAUAAAAUUGAAAGCUCACAAAGUCA
Messenger RNA from Capra hircus (goat), 1540 nucleotides. RefSeq names its product methyltransferase like 22 (gene METTL22). The transcript has 13 exons. Gene Ontology annotation, cellular component: nucleus. Gene Ontology annotation, molecular function: protein methyltransferase activity. Gene Ontology annotation, biological process: protein methylation. NCBI's taxonomy places the organism in Eukaryota, Metazoa, Chordata, Mammalia, Artiodactyla, Bovidae. The coding region runs from base 236 to 1507 and encodes 423 amino acids. The record is from RefSeq and is a predicted model, not a curated record.